AUGCAUUCCUCUCUUCUUCCCAUGCUGGCAGCGAUGCUGCUGAGCCCAGUUAGCGCAGCCGGAGUCAGCGGUACAGCCUUUGGAUUUGCUCAAGGAACGACCGGCGGAGGAAGCGCAACGCCACAGACCCCUUCAAGUCUCGACGAGUUGAAGACUUGGAUCACAGACGAUGUGGAGCGGGUGAUCCUCGUUGACCGCGAGUGGGAUUUCACCAGCACCGAAGGCCAGACUUCUGGCCAAUGUUGCAGCUCUGAUACCACCACGAAGUGCCCUGGUGGCACCUCCGCCGGUCAGGCAUGGAUUCAGGACAAGUGUGAUGACGGUACCUGGGUCUCUUGCACCUACGACAACGCUGCGAAGACCCCGCUGGACGUGGGCAGCAAUAAGAGUAUUGUCGGUGUUGGUAACAAGGGAGUUCUCAAAGGCAAGGGCUUGCGUCUUACUGGUGGCGCCAAUAACGUCAUCAUCCAGAACAUCCAUAUCACGGAUUUGAACCCACAGUACGUCUGGGGCGGUGACGCUCUCACCCUGGAUGGCACUGAUAACGUUUGGAUUGACCACAACAAGUUCUCCCUUAUUGGUCGCCAGAUGAUUGUCAGCGGCUGGAACAAGGGUGGCCAUGUCACCAUCUCCAACAACGAGUUCGACGGUGUCACCGAAUGGUCGGCUGGCUGCAAUGGCAAGCACUACUGGUCUCUCCUGCUCCUGGGUCUGGAGGAUUGGUAUACCUUCUCUGGAAACUGGCUUCACGAUCUCUCUGGCCGUGCCCCUCACAUGGGCACUGACUACGACGACUCUAAGAUCUAUUUCCAUGGCGUCAACAACUACUUCCAAGAUAUUGACGGACAUGCCUUCGACGUGGACACCAACACUUGGGUGCUCCUGGAGGGUAACUACUUCGACAACGUGAAGACCCCCAUGACCGAUACUUCCCUCAACAGUGGUGCUCAGCUGUACACCACCAGCACCGUCGACUCCGCCAGCGGUUGCAUCUCACCUCUCGGCUACAUCUGCGAAUGGAACCGGUCGGGCGGCAGCACUGGCACCUGGCCUGACCGCACCGACGCCUCGGUCUUGACCGGAUUCUCCAGCCUCAAGGAGCAUCUCAUCGGCCACACCGGUGUCGCUGAUGUCCCUACCAAUGUCAAGGCCAACGCUGGCGUUGGCAAGCUGUGA
Molecule: messenger RNA, 1176 nt
Organism: Aspergillus bombycis
Lineage: Eukaryota; Fungi; Ascomycota; Eurotiomycetes; Eurotiales; Aspergillaceae
Product: polysaccharide lyase family 1 protein
Exons: 4
Coding region: 1-1176 (391 amino acids)
Molecular function (GO): pectate lyase activity
Source: RefSeq, a predicted model, not a curated record